GCAUUCAGAUCAAGUCAAGUUUGCAUCACUCUUGUCUCCUGGUACAAAUAAUCAGAAGUUCAUUGAAACAGAACCAAUGGUUGACAGGAAUAGAUUUUUGAAAGAAACACUGCAACUCAACAGGAAUUCUGGGAGAAAAGCUUUCCAAGAACUGACAAAUACUAGUAUACAAUUUCACCCUUCUGUACCUAAAUCCCCCCAAUCUUUAGAAGACUCAGCAGCACCACUGAGACGAGGCAGACCCACUAUUUGCUACAAGGAACCCAAUCUUCUCAGCAAAUUAAGGAGAGGGGAUCGAUUUACAGAUACACAAUUCCUCAAUUCCCCAGUCUACAAAGUAAAAAAUAAAGGAAAUUUUAAAAGCAAAUCAAAAUUUUAUUAAGGAAGAGAGAAUUGCCUUUAUGGACAAUACUUCUAAAAUGGGUACAAUUGUUUAUGUAUAUAUGUAUAUGUUUAGGAAUAUAGAGUGUUUGUUGUUCUUUGACUAGUAAAGGUCUUCCACAGUGAAAUUUUCUGGAGAAGAACCUUUGUAAAAGG
Messenger RNA from Onychostruthus taczanowskii (white-rumped snowfinch), 537 nucleotides. Its product is annotated as shugoshin 1-like. The record is from RefSeq and is a predicted model, not a curated record. The coding region runs from base 77 to 382 and encodes 101 amino acids. Gene Ontology annotation, cellular component: nucleus; chromosome, centromeric region. Gene Ontology annotation, biological process: meiotic chromosome segregation. NCBI's taxonomy places the organism in Eukaryota, Metazoa, Chordata, Aves, Passeriformes, Passeridae. The transcript is spliced from 4 exons.